AUGGAAGCCAGGAGGCAUUCGCGGGCCGGGAACUCGUCGGAGCGGGCAUAUCAACGCACCUACAAGGCCUGCAUCCCCUGCCGGCAAAGAAAGGCUAAAUGUGACCUGGGCGAACUUCCAGAUGGGACUCCUAUGGGGCCUCCUUGUGCCAAAUGCCGAAGAGAGCAGAGACAAUGUGUGUUUAGUGAGUCCCGGGCUUGGGAAAGGAAGAAAAAGCGAGUGUCGCCAGACAAUAGUACGGCCUUUACCCCGAACACGCGCAGAAAAGUGUCCAACACCCGAUCUAAUGACGAGGAGCGGGUAGUUCGACAACGCGAUCAGACCCCAAAUACCUAUACCGACGGCUAUACUGAAAAUGGAAUAUCCUCACACAGACCAUAUAUUACAGAACGCCGGAAUACCCGCCAGCAGUCGGCAUCCACACUGGAUAACUCUAUGAUGCGUACUGUGGUAUCUAGUGGAAAUGAUGCACUCAACAUCCUCUUUGAAGCAGCAGCUCAUAGCCAAGAUGCCGACUUGACCGAACAGGGCAUGCACCCUGGGAAUACACCCGGUCGUCCAGCCUACGGGGUAAGCCAUGAGAGCCCGUUCAGUCAGAUGCACUCGGCGGCUCGGCCAGCGGAAAUAUCCAAUGCAUCGAACGAGGUGCUUAGUACCUGGGAAGCAUGCCGAUUCGUGAUGAUGGGAUGGUUUACCUCCAGGGAAGCCGUCACUCUUAUUGAUCUGUUUUUCAAGAACAUGUCCUCAUUGUCGCCGAUCUUGACCGAUUUCUAUGCAGACCACCGGCAUCAUCGUGAACUAAUUACGUGUGAUCCUGUUUUGUGUUGCGCCAUAUUGAUGCUAUCUUCGCGUUAUCAUAUCUUACCUGGACCAGGCGGCGAGUCUAGAAACUUUUUUAUUCACCAUCGUCUGUGGCAACACUGCCAGCAGCUAGUUACACGGCUUAUAUUUGGACAAGAAAGGACUGUGAACUCUCAACUUCGAAGAAUUGGAACCAUCGAAGCUCUUUUACUGAUGUCCGAGUGGCACCCCCGGUCUCUCCAUUUCCCGCCGGAAAGCGACGGAUGGGACACCGAUCUUAUUAUAAAAGCUCCGCAACCUCGGGGCGAGGAUGGCUUGCCAAAGAACCGAUUCCUAGAGGACAUCAUUGAACCAUCGAAGAGAUCUGACCAGAUGUCUUGGAUGCUUCUUGGAGCUGCACUGUCCCUCUCCCACGAGUUGGGAAUCUACGAGUUGGACGAGAAUAAUCGGAGCUGGUCGCUGGCGUACGAGGGAUGUAUUCCUAGCGACCAGAUUAAACUCCGGCGACAGCGAGUUCAGAGGCUUCUCUACGUUUAUAUCAAUCAGCUCGCGUGGCGCAUAGGAUGUGUAUCCCUGAUGCCACAGAGCUUAAACCAUGCAAUCCUAAACCGACAGACAUCCAGAAAUCUAAGACACUACAGUGACCAAUGGCUAGCAUUUAUGGAUUCUUGGAUGGAUCUCACUAAACUUGCAAAAUCUGUAACAGACAUGUUUUUCCCGUCUGCGGAUUUUGCCCGACAGCAGUUACAUAGUGGUCGGUAUAUUGACCUUCUGGACCACUUUCGCCCGCUCCUACUCAAGUGGGAGCAAGAGCAUCUUCGCCGCGAAGUGCUUGAUAAACGAUUCUAUAACGACCUCUUUAUUGAGUACCACUUUGUCCGAGCUUACACUCAUUCGAUUGGCAUGCAAGCGGUUGUGGAGCGUGCUUUUGCGGAUAGUGACCCCAACAUUGAAAUACGUGCUACGAAUAUUGACCCGGUCGAUUAUGAAUACAUUCAAGAAGUUAUCGAGGGGUGUUGCCAGGUAUUACAGAAAGCUAGCGAACUGGGAGAAGCUGGAGCUUUGAAAUUUUCCCCAGUCCGUAUUUUCAUUCGAACUACAACCUCUUCUAUCUUUUUGAUGAAGGCAUUGAGCAUUGGGACGCGCCAUGCGAAACUGCGCGAGUCUCUCGAUAUCCUUGAACGCUGCAUUCAGGCAAUGAAGUCCAACGCUUUGGAUGAUAUUCACCUAGCAACUCGAUAUGCUGCGUUACUCGAGACACAUGUCUCACGCUUGCGACGGAAUCUGCUCGCAUCCUCCAAGGCUUCAAGAAACAGCUAUGGAUAUACUACGAGCUCGUCAUUGGCUCCCCAACAAGAUUCCGAAACGGAAGACAAUACGCCAACGAUGGGUGUGCCUGUUGCUCAGCCAAUUCCCGAAUUAGGGUUUGUGCCAUCAUUCGACGAUCUAGGUGCUGACGACUGGCUUUCCUUGCCCUUUGACCCUUCCAUGGCUCCUUUCGGCAUGAGCAGCGGAGGACAAUUCCCAGCGUAUGAAGGGGACACCUUGAACUUUAUUUGGAACCUGCCAUCCUGA
This is a messenger RNA of Aspergillus puulaauensis, 2376 nucleotides long. RefSeq names its product putative C6 transcription factor. The transcript is spliced from 4 exons. NCBI's taxonomy places the organism in Eukaryota, Fungi, Ascomycota, Eurotiomycetes, Eurotiales, Aspergillaceae. The coding region runs from base 1 to 2376 and encodes 791 amino acids. Gene Ontology annotation, biological process: aromatic amino acid catabolic process; positive regulation of transcription by RNA polymerase II. Gene Ontology annotation, molecular function: DNA-binding transcription factor activity, RNA polymerase II-specific; zinc ion binding. The record is from RefSeq and is a predicted model, not a curated record. Gene Ontology annotation, cellular component: nucleus.